Messenger RNA from Lolium perenne, 1630 nucleotides. RefSeq lists its product as uncharacterized. NCBI's taxonomy places the organism in Eukaryota, Viridiplantae, Streptophyta, Magnoliopsida, Poales, Poaceae. The record is from RefSeq and is a predicted model, not a curated record.
GAACAUUCGAGAAUACUAUACCUUCUUUACGUUAUCUUCGGAAAUAACUUUCUCCGUCAUUUCUGGCCUCUUUUAACGGGCACGCGUUUUGUCUUCUCUUCGGGCACAACAACCACAACGUAGUGCUACUGUCAUACUUCUUUCUUUUCCCAUCGUCUUAGGAUCACCUACUUAUUUUUCUCCAUACUACCCUAUUUUUUCACCGCCUCAUGAUCACCUUCGGGCGCGGAAAAAAGUCAAACCUUGGCUCUACAAUAGCUAGCACUUCUACACUAUUUCAAAAAUACUUCCACAACAUCAUUUCAAGAAUACUUUAGUACCCUGAAUAUUGUGAUACUUCUACACUAGCUUAUCCAACAAUCUAAUAGCCAGGGACAGCGGCGUGCCGCCGCGCAUCCCUUCCUAGUACCUCCCAAAGGUCGACUCCAAUUCGCCAUUUCUUCUUGGUUCUUCUUAUUUGCGAUGAGGUAUGCGUUUCUUAGCGGAUAACGUGUUGAGCUAUGCCCAAUAAUAGGAUGAACUUCGAUCUUUUCUUCCUUUUUUGAGGAUAAAGCGCUUGCUGCGCAACUCGUGUUAAGUUUUGUUUGUUGCAAAAACUACAAAAAAAAAAUGGUGUAUAUUUUUGUUAAAAAAUUAAAACGCUACCAAAAUAGGAAUUUAUCUGGUUUUAUGCUAACAAGUCGACUGUGUGAGACAGUCUCGCAACAUUCCAGGGGACGAUGCGUGCGGCGCCUCAAACUAACGACACUGCCAUGCACGGCCGGGUUAGUGGUUACCCUGUUUGUUUAGCAAUUCCAUUGGCAUCAUCAGGCAUUAGCAACUAAUCCAGGAAAGGGACAAGCAGCUUAAUUAAGCACGACCCAACAUUCGUGCAGACAUCCGGCCAUCAAGAUGACAGGAACACCAUUACCAAAGUCAUCUUGUAUGCAUGUGUACGGGCUAACGACAGUGACCCAAAGACAUUCGCAAAGUAGAAGCAGUUUUAAAGUUAUAUUUUUUUUUUGCUUUACACUUGUUUGGGUUGUAAAGAAAUAUAUGUAUAUAUAGCAUCAGCUGCAAUGUCAAGAGAUUCAGAAGACUCGGCCUAUCCUAGUACAGCUCGAUCAUCCUCUUUCUACCGCCAUCCAUCUGAGCUGAAGAGUGUCUUAAGUGCUUUCUCACUCACAUUUCUCUAACAGGAUGAGGAGCUCCAGCUACAUGUCAUUUGGUGUUGCCGUGAUCGUACUUUUGGUACUCUCGACGGCCAUGGAGGCUGAAGCCAUCCGACUGGACGCAGAGACCCGCGCAUCAGUCAGAAGCAGCAGCAGUAGCCUAAACAAACCAAUCGAGAAUGCUGUCAAGGGACCUGCUAGCUCGGCAAACGAGGCAAAGACGAGCGCCGUUGUUGCCGCGAAAGAAGUCAGGGCGGUGGCACACAAGCUGCCGGAGUUCCACGAGGACUACUACGGUCCGAGUGAUCACAGCCCAAGACACCACUGAUGGACAAAAAUUAUUGUCUGUUUAUUUUGUUUCUGUUUCAUCUCUGGAUGAUCGAUGUUUAGAACAGACUAGCUAGGCUAGAUAGUUGUAGAAUCCAUGGAAGCUCAGGCAGUGAGCACAUGGUGAUAGCGUUGAUGUACUAACUUCCUUA